Messenger RNA from Trypanosoma rangeli, 723 nucleotides. RefSeq names its product electron transfer protein. Lineage: Eukaryota; Euglenozoa; Kinetoplastea; Trypanosomatida; Trypanosomatidae. The transcript has a single exon. Gene Ontology annotation, biological process: aerobic respiration; tricarboxylic acid cycle; respiratory electron transport chain. The record is from RefSeq and is a predicted model, not a curated record. The coding region runs from base 1 to 723 and encodes 240 amino acids. Gene Ontology annotation, molecular function: iron-sulfur cluster binding; electron transfer activity.
AUGCUGCGCAAAAUUGCCACACCGUACAAAGUGUCCGUGCGCCGCACCACCGCCACGGCACCCGACACCGCCUCAAAGAAGGCGAUUUUGCGGCUGAUUCGCUUUGACCCAGAAACAAACAAGCAGCGCAUAGAGAGUUACGAGUACGACAAGCAUCACGACUACAUGGUUCUUGACCUCAUCACGGCGGUAAAGGCGCACCAGGAUCCCACGCUAGCGUUCCGGGCCUCCUGCUGCGAAGGCGUAUGCGGCAGCUGCGCCAUGAAUAUUAACGGUAUUAACAGCCUCGCCUGCAUUACCUUCUCACAGCAAGUGACUACGGUGGGGCCGUUGCCAAACUUUCCCAUCAUUAAGGACCUUGUCGUUGACCUUCGUCACUUCUUUCGGCAGUAUGCGUACAUCCGCCCAUUUGUGCGCAACACCAAUCUUGAUCGCAGUCGCGUCGAAAGCAUCAUGGGGCGCUACGAUACGCUUCGCAAAGUCAUUUACGGCGUUGACCCUCAUGCAAUGUCUACGGAUGCGGUGCCGCUGCAGCGCGGCGGUACGGAGACGGAGGUGGUGGCGCUGCUUCGCCUUUUGGACGCACUUCGCGAGGCAGGCAACGUGACGCACGUUGUGAGCACCCUCGGACUGCUGGAGGCGAAGGGCGUGCAGCUUGACCAGGCGAAGGUGAAGGCCCUCAUUGAGGCCACGCUGCAGAGGCACGGCGAACGCACAAAAUAG